AUGAACCAACCUGUCAUCCUUUAUGCCUUAGAACGGCGCCAAAACGGCGCCAAGAAUGUGUUUCUCACUAAGUCAGAUGUAGAGGGCAUCAUCCGGAUCAAGCAGGGCGACCAGCAGGCGCCCUCAGGCCGGCGGCGGCGGGGUGUGGGAGGGGGUGCGGCAGUGCAGGGCGGCGCCAAGAACUACAGCAAGAAGGUGCUGCAGUUCUUCCAGGUGCUGAAGGGCGCUGGCGGUCAGGACAUCCUGUGCCGCUGCGUCAAGCGCAGCGGAGAGUGGCGGUGGUGCCCCGUGGUGCCGCUCGAGGAGCUGCCCCGAGUGAUCAAGGAGCACCACGAGCGGGCGACUGGCUCAGCGGUGGACCUGAUCGACCUGGGCGAGGGCCGCGACCCCAAGUACCGCUACAUCAUGAGCUAUGUGGACCUCUUCACCCGCCACGUCUCUUUAAAAUCUGGAUGGACACCCAGGCGCCAGCCAGGCUGCUCUGACAAUGGCAAGGAGUUUGUCGCCGGCAUCAUCCUGGAGCUGUGCCAAGCGUUUGGCGUGACCGCCAUCAAUGGGGCCAUCGGCAAGCCGCAAAGCCAGGGCUGCGUGGAGCGCAGCAACCGCACCGUCAAGGAUAAGAUCUCUGCUCAGCUGCAGAUGGCUCCCACCAUUGCCUGGCGCUACCAGGUGCGGCGCGUGCAAGGGAUGAUCAACCACGAGCCCGCUGCAGCGCUGGGCCGCAAGAUGACCCGCUCGCAAGCGCUGUUUGGCGAGCCCAGCCAGCGCGUGCUGCAAGCACCCGCCGAGUUCAUUGCCCGGUUGCUGGGCAUUGCCAGCGACGAGGAGAUGGACAUGGAGCAGGGCGUGGAUGACAGCCCCGCAGUGCCAACCACCCGCACAGCUGCACGCCGCCCCACAGCCUGGGCGCCCAUCACCGGCCGCAAGCGCAGCGCUGUGGAGGCAGAGCUGGCCGAUGAAGCGGAGGUGGCAGCUGCUGCGGCGGCCAUGGAUGAGGGGGAGGCUCCUGCUCGGCGCAGCAGCCAGCGGGCAGCCGCUGCGGGCCUGAUCGCCGUACUGGCCAUGGAGCACGAGCUGGAGGAUGCGGAGGAGGUGCUGCCCGUGCGGCAGCUGCCACAGCGCACCGCUGCCACUAGCAGCCCUGCUGGCCAGCACCGCAACCGCAUAGCAGUGCUGGCAGCGGCGGCUGCGGCAGCAGCUUCGGAGGCGGGGGAGGAGCAGGCAGCAGCAGAGGCGGAGGAGGAGGCAGCAGCAGAGGCGGAGGAGGAGCAGGCAGCAACAGAGGCGGAGGAGGAGGAGGCAGCAACAGAGGCGGAGGAGGAGGAGGCAGUAGCAGAGGCGGAGGAGGAGCAGGCAGCAGCAGAGGCGGAGGAGGAGCAGGCAGCAACAGAGGCGGAGGAGGAGGAGGCAGCAACAGAGGCGGAGGAGGAGGAGGCAGCAGCAGAGGCGGAGGAGGAGCAGGCAGCAGCAGAGGCGGAGGAGGAGCAGGCAGCAGCAGAGGCGGAGGAGGAGCAGGCAGCAGCAGAGGCGGAGGAGGGCGGCACGCUGGCAGCACCACACCCGCCCAUGCCAGCACACUUGCAGGCCACCCGCUCUCGAGUGGCGGCGGCUCAGGUGAAGAACCGCCAGCGGAUCGCAGCGCAGCGCAGGCCAAAGGGCGAGCCCAAGGACUUUGCUGUGGGCGAUGACGUGCUGCUGCUGCCGCCGAAGCGCGGCAAAGUGGGCAAGCAGCUGGGCCGCAACCGCAUCGUGUGCCGCGUGGUGGAGAUCAAGCGGCCCUUUGGCGUGACCAUGUACCGGCUGCGGAGCGGAGCUGGAGUGGUGGAGGGUAUGCAUCAGGCCAGCAGGCUAUCUAAGGCGCCACCCAGCCUGGCCAGCGAGCUGACCUUCAGCGGCACGGCGCAGCGAGGAGUGCCUGUGGUGUCUCUCAAUGUGGCGAUGGCGGCGCAGCCCAGCGGCGGCAAGGCAGCCCUGCAAGAAGAAUGGUGCGCGGUGUGGGCGGCACUGUGGCUGUAUAACCGGUAAGGGUGGCAAUUGCAAGAACCAUUGAAGAAGUGUGCCUUGUACGCUUUGCCGUCUCCGCUGAAAGGCGCUGCCGCCUGUGGCAGCUUCAUAUUUCCUGUUCAUUUCUGUUGUUCGGUCUCUCUGUUCGUGUUGGUUGGCUUGUAAGAGUUGUAUUUC
Chlorella variabilis is the source of this 2181-nucleotide messenger RNA. Its product is annotated as expressed protein. The coding region runs from base 1 to 2025 and encodes 674 amino acids. Gene Ontology annotation, biological process: DNA integration. Lineage: Eukaryota; Viridiplantae; Chlorophyta; Trebouxiophyceae; Chlorellales; Chlorellaceae. Gene Ontology annotation, molecular function: nucleic acid binding. The transcript has 6 exons. The record is from RefSeq and is a predicted model, not a curated record.